Chilo suppressalis (striped riceborer) is the source of this 1551-nucleotide messenger RNA. NCBI's taxonomy places the organism in Eukaryota, Metazoa, Arthropoda, Insecta, Lepidoptera, Crambidae. The record is from the annotation of a GenBank genome assembly.
AGGCUUUCGAAUUUGACAGUUCUUUCUUGUUAAAAAUUUGUGUCCAACAUGGUGAGUUUUAGUAAAAGUGUAUGAUGGAAAAUCCGAAAUAAUCGCAAAGUCAAGUGAAUAUUUUGGAAAUGUGACUAUUUCGUCGUUUGCUUUAUUUUUUAUAAUAUAUACUCUGAGUAUGAUUUCCAAUGAAUCUUUUUGGUGACAGUAAAAUUACCACUUACAUUAUCUACUUGGAAUACUUAUUUAUACCAAAACAUAUUCAUUGCUAUGUUUUAGAAUAAAGCUUAGCUUUUAAAAACUUGAGGAAAGGCACGAGGACCUAAAAAGCAUUUGAAGCGUUUAAACGCUCCUAAAGCAUGGAUGUUGGACAAACUGGGUGGCGUGUACGCGCCGCGGCCGUCGACCGGCCCCCACAAGUUGCGCGAGUGCCUGCCGCUGGUGAUCUUCCUCAGGAACCGGCUCAAGUACGCGCUCACCGGAAAUGAAGUGCUUAAGAUUGUAAAGCAGCGACUUAUCAAAGUUGACGGCAAAGUCAGGACAGACCCCACAUAUCCCGCUGGAUUUAUGGAUGUUGUUUCCAUUGAAAAGACAAAUGAGCUGUUCCGUCUUAUAUAUGAUGUCAAAGGCAGAUUUACUAUUCACCGUAUUACUCCUGAGGAGGCUAAAUACAAGCUGUGCAAGGUGCGGCGCGUGGCGACGGGCCCCAAGAACGUGCCUUACCUGGUGACCCACGACGGACGCACCGUGCGAUACCCCGACCCACUCAUCAAGGUCAACGACUCCAUCCAGCUCGACAUCGCCACCUCCAAGAUCAUGGACUUCAUCAAGUUUGAAUCUGGUAAUCUAUGUAUGAUCACGGGAGGCCGUAACUUGGGGCGCGUGGGCACCAUCGUGUCCCGCGAGCGGCAUCCCGGGUCCUUCGACAUCGUGCAUAUACGGGACUCCACCGGACAUACCUUCGCUACCAGAUUGAACAACGUGUUCAUAAUCGGCAAGGGCACGAAGGCGUACAUCUCGCUGCCGCGCGGCAAGGGCGUGCGACUCACCAUCGCCGAGGAGCGCGACAAGCGCAUCGCUGCCAAGGUGCAGGGGCAGUAACCUCAACAAUAAAUACAUAACCCAAAUCACACGGACUUUCAUUCACCCCACUACCUGUCUCAUCAUCAUCAUCAUCAGCCUUUUAAUGUCCCUGCUGGGGUACAGGCCUGAACCUAUAGAUGGAAUAGGGAGACCCCCCCUCCCCCGCGGGCCCAGAGCGGAUUAGCGGGUGAUAACGACUGCAAAUGCAGCCGGGACCAACGGCUCAACGUGCCUUCCGAAGCACGGAGGAAGUCGAGGUAGACGAUUUUUGGUCACCCAUCCGAUGACCGACCACUGUGAAAGUUGCUUAACUUUAACGAUCGCAGCCGAAAGCGCUAAAUACCGCCAUCGAGCUCCUCGCCUACCUGUCUAGUGUCUUUUAUACUAUGCAGCAAUGCAAUGCUGAAUAAUUCCUUCAAGGUUACAAAAUGUCUAAUUCCACAAUAUAGGGUUUUUAGGGCGCAAGUAAAGGCUGAU